GCCAUUUCGGUAAAAUCGCGAGAAAUAUCAAAGAGCAGUUAGUGGCGUUCUCGGCCAGAAUUUUUCAUUUCCUACCGUCCAAACAACACGAAACGCAAAUUCACUACAAAAUUUUCUCCCUCAUUUGUUCUUAAUCUUCCAUUUUUUUUAUUUUUGCCACACCUGGUUCAGGACUGUGAUUGCCGGAGCUUUGUUUUCCCUCCAACUCUCUGCCGCAGACAUCUCUCCAUUGUUUUAUCAGCCUCCAGCAUCGGUGUUUGAAUGAUUGGCAACCUUGUUACGAGUAUGUAAUUGAAUACUGGGUUUUUUGAAGGGCUUGUCUCAUAUUCCUGGAACCAUGGAUUUAUCUUGUAAUAUUUGGAAGCAAAAUGUGUUAUCUGGUAGUGAAAAAGCAUAUUGCAAGACGUUGGACCAGUUUGGUCCCAGCUAUGUGCUUAGAAGUAGAAUUAUUGAUGCCAAGUUGACUGGAGGUUCAAGGGUAAUUUAUAAAGUGUCGAAGAAAAGAAACAGAAUUGUAGCUGCGAGCAAUUCCAAUCAUUUGAGUCUGGUUUGUGCUAGCAAGUAUGAUGGUGCCUUGCAAAUUUGUAAGCACAAAAGAUUCUUGAAUUGUAACAAAACAUUUGGAAGAAGGAUGGGCAUGGUUUAUUCAGAGUGUCAAAGCAAUGAUUCUUUAUCAUUUAUUGAUGGAAAUGGCAGAAAUUUGGAAUAUGUGGGUACUGGUGAUGGAGGAUCCAGUUCUGAGCAUACUGAUGGUUUAGGGUCAGCUGGUUCCAGAGAAGCUGGUGGAGAAGCAGGAGCUGUAGAAACGGAUGCACUGACUGUGGAUGAGCUUAGAGAAUUGCUGCAAAAGGCUAUGACAGAAUUGGAAGUUGCGAGACUUAACAGUACCAUGUUUGAGGAAAAAGCCCAAAAAAUAUCAGAAGCAGCAAUAGCUUUGCAAGAUGAAGCGGCCAAUGCUUGGAAUGAUGUGAACUCUGCUCUUGAUUCUGUACAACAGACAGUGAAUGAAGAAUAUGCUGCCAAAGAAUCUGUUCAAAAAGCAACCAUGGCACUUUCAUUAGCAGAGGCAAGGCUUCAGGUGGCAAUAGAGUCAUUGGAGCUGGCAAAAGGAGGAAACGAUUCUCCUGAAACAUCAACAGAAAGUGAGGGGGAGAUUGAUGGCAAGGAAAAUCAAGAAGUGUUGUUAGUUGCUCAGGAGGACAUCAAAGAAUGCUGUGUUAAUUUGGAAACUUGUGAUGCGGAAUUGAAGCGCUUACAGAGUAAAAAGGAGGAGUUACAGAAGGAAGUGGACAGGCUGACUGAGUUAGCUGAAAAAGAACAAUUGAUUGCGUUGAAAGCUGAAGAAGAAGUGUCAAAUAUAAUGCUUUUGGCUGAGCAAGCUGUUGCUUUGGAACUUGAGGCUGCCCAAAGGGUCAGUGAUGCUGAAAUAGUUUUACAGAGAGUGGAGAAAUCUAUAUCAAAUUCUUUUGUUGACACUUCGGAAACCACACAGGGGUCAAAUAUUAUUGAAGAAGUUGCUAACGAGGACAAUAAGGCAGUUCUCGAAAUUUCUGGUGAUAUUGCUGUUGAAAUGGAUAGAGAUUUGCCACUUAUUGGUGAUUCCUUAGUUAUCAAAUCUCUUCCAGGUAGCUUUUCAGAUUCUGAAGACUCUGAUCAACCGUAUGACUUAAGUGAUAGUGAGAAUGGAAAAUUGAAUUUAGAUUCCUUAAAGGAGGUAGAAUCUGGAGCAGAGAAGUCUAUUUUGAGUCCAGCAAAAAAGCAGGAAACACAGAAGGAUUUGACCAGAGAAGGCUCAUCUUUAAAUUCCCCCAAGGCUUUAUUGAAAAAAUCUUCUCGCUUUUUCUCAGCAUCAUUCUUUUCCUUUUCGGCUGAUGGGGAAGAGUUCACUCCAGCAUUUGUCUUCCAGGGUCUCCUGGAUUCCACGAAAAAGCAAUUGCCAAAGCUUAUUGUUGGAGUAGUACUGUUAGGAGCAGGGAUCAGUAUCUUUGCAAAUCGAGCAGAAAGGAAUUCUCAUAUGUUUCAAAAGCCUGAUGUUGUCACCACUAGCACUGAUGAAGUUUCCUGGAAUACAAGACCUUUAUUUCAACAAUUAAGUAAACUUCCUCAAAAAGUGAAAAAGUUAAUUUCAAAGAUUCCGCAUCAAGAGGUGAAUGAAGAGGAGGCUUCACUGUUAGACAUGUUAUGGCUGUUGCUUGCUAGUGUUAUAUUUGUGCCAACAUUUCAGAAACUUCCUGGAGGAAGUCCUGUCCUUGGGUACUUGGCUGCUGGAAUUUUAAUUGGGCCAUAUGGUUUCUCCAUAAUCCGUCAUGUGCAUGGAACAAAAGCAAUUGCUGAAUUUGGAGUUGUUUUUCUCCUGUUCAACAUUGGCCUGGAGUUAUCAGUUGAGAGGCUAAGUUCCAUGAAGAAAUAUGUUUUUGGGUUAGGGUCUGCACAGGUUUUGGUUACAGCUGUGGUGGUUGGCUUGAUUGCUCAUAUUGUCUGUGGGCAGCCUGGCCCAGCUGCAAUUGUCAUUGGAAAUGGUUUAGCUUUGUCAUCCACUGCUGUUGUCCUUCAGGUGUUGCAAGAGCGAGGUGAGAGCACUUCGCGGCAUGGGCGAGCCACAUUUUCUGUCUUACUAUUCCAGGUAUCUUGAUUAUUUCAAUUGUAUUAAUAUUCUUUUAUUUCAUGUAAUUCUGCUCUUUUCCAGAUUGGUUUUCAAGCCAUUGCUGAAGCUCUUGGCCUGGCUGCUGUUAAGGCAAUAGUUGCCAUUUCUACCAUUAUAGCUGGUGGGCGCCUGCUACUACGACCAAUAUAUAAACAAAUAGCUGAAAAUCAAAAUGCAGAAAUAUUCUCUGCCAACACAUUACUUGUCAUUCUGGGAACAAGUCUACUUACUGCCAGGGCUGGACUAUCAAUGGCGCUAGGUGCCUUUCUAGCAGGUUUACUACUUGCAGAAACGGAAUUCUCCUUGCAGGUCGAAUCUGAUAUUGCUCCCUAUCGUGGCCUUCUAUUGGGUCUCUUUUUCAUGACGGUUGGGAUGUCUAUCGAUCCAAAACUUCUUCUUUCUAACUUUCCAGUUAUCAUGGGGUCUUUGGGGCUUCUAAUUGGUGGUAAGACUAUAUUGGUUGCCUUGAUUGGUAGACUUUUUGGUAUCUCAAUUAUAUCUGCGUUAAGAGUUGGGCUGCUUCUUGCUCCUGGUGGAGAAUUUGCUUUUGUGGCAUUCGGUGAAGCUGUCAAUCAGGGUAUAAUGUCUUCUCAACUAUCCUCUUUACUGUUUCUUGUUGUGGGAAUUUCUAUGGCCCUUACGCCGUGGCUAGCUGCUGGUGGUCAGUUAAUUGCUUCUCAUUUUGAGCAACAUGAUGUUCGGAGCUUAUUACCUGUUGAAAGCGAGGUAAAAAUACUAACUAAUCNUAUCAUUCUUUGUGGAUUUGGACGAGUUGGUCAGAUAAUAGCCCAGCUUCUAUCAGAGCGACUGAUUCCCUUUGUUGCCCUUGAUGUGCGAAGCGAUAGAGUGGCUGUUGGACGUGCCCUGGACCUUCCCGUGUAUUUUGGAGAUGCUGGGAGUCGAGAAGUUCUUCAUAAAAUUGGUGCUGAAAGGGCAUGUGCUGCUGCAAUUACACUGGAUUCACCGGGUGCAAAUUACAGAACCGUUUGGGCUCUAAACAAGUAUUUCCCUAAUGUUAAGACUUUUGUUCGAGCUCAUGAUGUUGAUCAUGGCCUUAAUUUGGAGAAGGCUGGGGCAACUGCGGUGGUUCCUGAGACGUUGGAACCAAGCUUACAGUUGGCUGCUGCCGUUCUUGCUCAGGCUAAACUACCCAUGUCGGAGAUUGCUGCAACGAUCAACGAGUUUAGAUCCCGACAUUUAUCCGAGCUUACCGAGCUAUCUGAAGCCAGUGGAAGUUCACUUGGGUACGGGUUUUCUCGAAUCAUGAGUAAACCGAAAAUUCAAACCUCUGAUCCUUCAGAUGAGAACCAAGUCCCCGAAGGAACACUCGCAAUAUGAUAUCAUCAAUUAACAGUCGAGACGAAACAAAGAAAGAAAGAAGUGGGGGUCCAAUAUCCAAAAAAGGAAGAACAAAGCCUUCAAGAGUGGACUAACAAUUUCACAUUGGUAUAAAAGUGUACAGAAAAUUGGGGUAUUGAAAAGAGGGUUAACAACAUUGUGAUCAACCACAUUUAGCUCUAUUAUUAAUUUUGUUUUCAUUUCUUCU
Messenger RNA from Cucurbita maxima (winter squash), 4190 nucleotides. Its product is annotated as K(+) efflux antiporter 2, chloroplastic. Gene Ontology annotation, molecular function: potassium:proton antiporter activity. Gene Ontology annotation, biological process: potassium ion transport; proton transmembrane transport. The record is from RefSeq and is a predicted model, not a curated record. Lineage: Eukaryota; Viridiplantae; Streptophyta; Magnoliopsida; Cucurbitales; Cucurbitaceae. The transcript is spliced from 20 exons. Gene Ontology annotation, cellular component: membrane; chloroplast.